GUACCCAAACGGGCGUUCGCUCAAAAUACAACGAUUCUGCUACUCUUCCGCCUCUUCGGAUCGGCAAAAAAGAACACAGCAGAGACGAGGGACGAGAGUCACGAGACAACUAGCUGCACCGGAAUACCGCUGCGACCAGCAACCGCACCGGAUUAUUUAUCAAAACACUGGUUUGUCCUCCAGCGAUGGGGACUGUUAUUGAUUCUGCAAACAAGGGAGAAAAUGGAAGCAGCACAACUAAUAAAAAGGUUAAGGUUGUCUUUGUUCUAGGUGGACCUGGAAGUGGUAAAGGCACACAGUGUGCAAAAAUUGUUGAACAUUUUGGAUACACCCAUCUAAGUGCUGGAGAUCUUCUUCGAGCAGAAAUCAAGUCUGGAUCAGAAAAUGGUACAAUGAUUCAGAACAUGAUCAAAGAAGGAAAAAUUGUGCCUUCUGAAGUAACUAUUGCUCUCCUCCAACGAGCUAUACAUGAAAAUGGGAACGACAAGUUUCUUAUUGACGGAUUCCCCCGUAAUGAAGAAAAUCGAGAAGCUUUUGAGCGUGUUACUGGAACUCUGCCAGAAUUUGUCCUCUUCUUUGACUGUUCCGAAGAAGAGAUGGAGAGCCGCUUAUUAAGCCGGAAUCAGGGAAGAGAAGAUGACAAUAUAGAAACAAUAAGGAAGCGGUUUAAUGUUUACAUGGAGUCUAGUCUCCCUGUUAUCGAGUAUUACAAGUCAAAGGGGAAGGUUCAAAGGAUUGAUGCUGCCAAGCCGGUUGAUGAAGUUUUUGAAGCGGUUAAAACUGUGUUUACCCCAUCAGGUGCAAAGGUUGCUGUUUAAGGAUUUGAUUUGUGUGCCUCAGUGUGGCAUUGCAUGAAGAAUUGGGAUUGAUUUUUGUUCUGUUAUGCCCUUAUAGAGAAAGUGAAAUAUAAGAUAGUAAUAAUGAUAAUAAUUUCAUUCUUUUAAAGUUUUUAAUAUAUUUGAACCAUGUUGAAUUCUUACAAGGUUCUUACUUACCUCUUUGUUAUUUUGGUUUUUGUCAUUUGAGCAAAUUCUGAGAAAUAAGAUGUUUUAUCAUCGCUAUAAAUCUGUAAUGCAUUAUUUGUGUCAUGCACGCGCUAUAUUAGAUUUAAUUUGGACAUGAUUUGAUCAUUAUCAUCAAUCAUCAUCUUCAAAUGGUGAAUGAAAAACAAUUUGUUGGGCAGCUUUGUAAAUUUGGUGACGGAUGGCUUCGAUAUAUUUUACCCUCAACUUA
Molecule: messenger RNA, 1233 nt
Organism: Cuscuta europaea
Lineage: Eukaryota; Viridiplantae; Streptophyta; Magnoliopsida; Solanales; Convolvulaceae
Source: the annotation of a GenBank genome assembly